GUUGUUGGUUCCGGUCCUGCUGCCAUGUGAUGACAGGACCCGUUAACGUUUAACCAGAACCUGAACCAGGUCGUCCAGGUUCAGUCCAGACGGAGGACUGUCCAGGUUCAGGCGGGUUCUGAAGACCCGGUUCCAGAUCCGGAAUGUCGGCUUUACGCGCAGCCAAACAGACCCUGAGGAAGGAGAUAAAGCGGCGGGUCGCGGCCCUGGGUGGACCGGAGAAGGACCGGCAGUCGGCGGUGGUCUCACACAAGGUCGUGACCCACCCCCGGUACCUGGCGUGCAGGCGGAUCGCUCUGUUCCUCAGUAUGGAUGACGAGGUGCGGACUGAUGACAUCAUCGCUGAUGCGUUCAGGCGCGGUAAAAGCUGCUUCAUCCCCCGGUACGAGCGCCACAGCAGCCACAUGGACAUGUUGAAGCUCCACAGCAUCGAUGACAUCCACACACUGCCUUUGACGUCCUGGAACAUCCGACAACCGGCGGACGACGACCACAGCCGAGAGGAGGCGCUGUCCGGAGGAGGUCUGGACCUGAUCCUGAUGCCGGGCCUAGGCUUUGACCAGGCUGGGCGCCGUCUGGGUCGAGGGAAGGGUUUCUACGACUCGUACCUGGAGCGCUGCAUGCGACUGGGCGGGGGGAAGCCCUACACCAUCGCCCUGGCCUUCAAAGAGCAGCUGUGUGAGCAGAUCCCAGUGGAUGCCAACGACGUGCUCAUCGAUGAAGUCCUGUACGAGGACUAGGACCAGGACAAAGACUAGGACCAAGUCUAGGACAGCCAACCCACCCCACGUGGCCUUUGUGGUCAUUUAGUGACCAGUUGGAGCUCGAAGAGGAGAAUUAAAGGUGCAAUGUGUUAAAAAACUGACAGUAUUAAUCAUGUUUACUUUCUAAUGUGAAUGGAUCUUAACUCGAUGUGAGUUCCUCAGGUUUUGUCCAAACUAAUAUAUUAAUCAAUGACGCUAAUUGAACUUUAUUGUGUACUAAAAUGCAUACAUUUAGUUGCAUUGUCUUCCAGUUUCCAGACAACUUAAGAUUAAGUAAUAAACUUCAGGGUUUUUUGUAAUAUUGAUAAAAAUUGACCCGCCUCUG
Sphaeramia orbicularis (orbiculate cardinalfish) is the source of this 1089-nucleotide messenger RNA. It is a transcript of the gene mthfs, whose product is annotated as 5,10-methenyltetrahydrofolate synthetase (5-formyltetrahydrofolate cyclo-ligase). The record is from RefSeq and is a predicted model, not a curated record. Bases 144 to 740 code for a protein of 198 amino acids. NCBI's taxonomy places the organism in Eukaryota, Metazoa, Chordata, Actinopteri, Kurtiformes, Apogonidae. The transcript has 3 exons. Gene Ontology annotation, biological process: folic acid-containing compound biosynthetic process; tetrahydrofolate interconversion. Gene Ontology annotation, cellular component: mitochondrion. Gene Ontology annotation, molecular function: 5-formyltetrahydrofolate cyclo-ligase activity.